CAGAGGACGGCGGCUGCUGCGGGAACCGCCGCGCCUGGGAGCCGGUGAUCUGCGCCUGGGGCAAAGGGAAGCGGAGCCUGCCUGGAGGGAGCGGCCGGGCCGGGCCGGUUCUCCGCGCGCCCCAUGGGCACCUCCGGCAAAGUUAUAAAAUGCAAGGCUGCCGUUGCCUGGGAAGUGGAUAAACCACUCUCUAUUGAGGAGGUAGAGGUUGCACCUCCGAAAGCCCAUGAAGUUCGUGUUAAGAUAGUGGCCACAGGGAUCUGUCGGACAGAUGACUAUGUUCUGAAAGGUUCUUUUCCAAAUAUAGAUUACCCAGUUAUUCCUGGCCACGAAGGAGCUGGGAUUGUGGAGAGUAUUGGAGAAGGAGUGACAUGUGUGAAACCAGGAGAAAAAGUCAUCCCUCUGUGUCUUCCCCAAUGUGGGGAAUGCAGCUCCUGUUUGAAUCCUGACACCAACUGUUGCCUGAAGAUACACCUCUAUGAAUCCCAGAACCUCAUGCCGGACAAGACCAGCAGAUUCACCUGCAAAGGGAAACCAAUUCAUCAUUUCCUGUGGAUCAGCACCUUCUCAGAAUACACAGUUAUGCCUGAUUCUGCCAUUGCAAGAAUUGAUGAUGAUGCUCCUCUGGAUAAAGUCUGUCUGUUUGGCUGUGGAUUUUCCACUGGUUAUGGUGCUGCCAUCAAUACUGCCAAGGUUAAACCUGGUUCAACUUGUGCCAUCUUUGGUUUGGGAGAAGUUGGCCUCUCUGUUGUUAUUGGCUGUAAAUCAGCUGGUGCUUCCCGGAUCAUUGGGAUCCACAUCAACAAAGAUAAAUUUACCAAGGCUAGAGAGUUAGGCACCACUGACUGCAUCAACCCUCAGGACUUCCUGAAACCUAUUCAAGAGGUGCUGGUUGAGAUGACUGGCUGUGGUGUGGACUAUUCCUUUGAAGUUAUUGGACACACAGAUACUAUGGUAGCUGCCCUGGCAUCCUGCCACAUGGGCUCUGGCACCUGUGUGAUGGUUGGAGAACCUCCUUUAGGAUCACAGCUAUCCUUUGACCCUAUGCUGCUGUUUACUGGACGUACCUGGAAAGGGAGUAUUGUUGGAGGUUGGAAGACCAAGGAUUCUAUCCCCAAAUUAGUGUCUGGUUAUAUGGAGAAGAAAUUUAAUCCAGAUGUGCUAAUAACACACACUUUACCAUUUGAUAAAAUCAAUGAAGGAUUUGAAUUGUUACAGUCAGGAAAGAGCAUUCGCAGCAUCCUUCUCUAUUAAGGUUCCACUUCUCAGACCAGUGGGAUGGGAUUAAAGACCUUUUUAUUAAAAUCAA
Mauremys mutica (yellowpond turtle) is the source of this 1309-nucleotide messenger RNA. Its product is annotated as alcohol dehydrogenase 1-like. Gene Ontology annotation, molecular function: zinc ion binding; all-trans-retinol dehydrogenase (NAD+) activity. The transcript has 9 exons. The record is from RefSeq and is a predicted model, not a curated record. NCBI's taxonomy places the organism in Eukaryota, Metazoa, Chordata, Testudines, Geoemydidae. Gene Ontology annotation, cellular component: cytosol. The coding region runs from base 124 to 1254 and encodes 376 amino acids. Gene Ontology annotation, biological process: retinoic acid metabolic process; retinol metabolic process.